Messenger RNA from Fragaria vesca subsp. vesca, 2376 nucleotides. Its product is annotated as abscisate beta-glucosyltransferase-like. Bases 417 to 1850 code for a protein of 477 amino acids. The transcript has a single exon. Gene Ontology annotation, molecular function: UDP-glycosyltransferase activity. The record is from RefSeq and is a predicted model, not a curated record. NCBI's taxonomy places the organism in Eukaryota, Viridiplantae, Streptophyta, Magnoliopsida, Rosales, Rosaceae.
AAUGUCAAUUAUCCUAACUACGACGCCGCGCGCAAGGCUUAAUACACAUUGCCCUACCUCAAUCUCGCGUCUGUGAUCAUGGCUCCAUGCCUCCAUCAGCCAAAUCCCAAAACUUCAUCCUCAACACAACUCCUUCAACGCUGAUUAUGCCUUGAUCCAGACAAUGGCCACUCUACUACUCCACCGGCCAAUUUUGUAUUGUCUUCGACAUAUCAUGUGCAAUAUUCACACACCCAUCUCCCAUAAUCGUCUGAUGUUAACCUCUCUAGUCUACUAGAAUUCGAAUCACAUUUGUAUACUCUCUUCUUUCUAUUCCCUAUUAAUAUCCAAAGUUCCAUACUUCAUUUUCAUCUCCACACUCCUUUCGUUUCCAUUUUCAAAUCUCAGUUUCUCACUCUCUCUCUGUUUCAAUCACCAUGGAUUCAGAACCUCCGGUCGAAAUGUACUUCUUCCCCUUCGUCGGCGGCGGCCACCAAAUCCCGAUGAUCGACACGGCCCGAGUCUUCGCCGCCCACGGCGCCAAGUCCACCAUCCUCUCCACCACUCUCUCCAACGCCCUCCGCUUCUGCAACUCCAUCCACCGCGACCAAACCCACAACCGCCUCAUCUCCAUCCACGUCCUCGACCUCCCAAACGACGCCGUCCCACCCGACACCUCCAUGUCCGCCGCCCCCUUCACCGACACCUCCGUCUUCAAACAACCCCUCCGCCACUUCCUCACCCAACACCCUCCCGACUGCAUCGUCAUCGACGUCUUCCACCGCUGGGCCUCUGACGUCAUCGACUCCCUCGGAAUCAGACGAAUCGUCUUCAACGGAAACGGGUUCUUCUCCCGCUGCGUCAUGCAGAACGUCGGGAAAUUCGCGCCGCAGGAGAAAGUGGGUUCGGAUUCGGAGCCGUUCGUGGUGCCGGGUCUGCCGGAUCGGGUUGAGCUGACGAAAUCUCAGCUGCCGGUUUUUGCUAGAAACAAAAGUGGGCCGGAUAAGUUUGGGCAGUUGGAAGACAAGAGCUUCGGGGUUGUGGUGAACAGUUUUUAUGAGUUGGAGUCGAAGUAUGUUGAUUAUUUCAAGAAGGAUUUGGGGAAGAAGGCGUGGGGGAUUGGUCCUGUUUCUCUAUGUAACAGAGACGAAGCGGAUAAGGUCGAGAGAGGCCAAGCUGCUUCAGUUGAUGAGGAGAAACUGAAGUGGUGUUUAGAUUGGUUGGAUUCUCAAGAGCCCGACUCGGUUGUGUACAUUAGUUUCGGAAGCUUGGCUCGAUUGAGUUACAAGCAACUGAUCGAAAUAGCUCAUGGAGUUGUGAAUUCGACAAAUUGUUUCGUGUGGGUUGUUGGGAAAGUGUCUGAGAAUGAUGGUCAGAGUCAUGAAGAUGAGGAGAAUUGGCUGUUGGAUUUUGAGAAGAGAAUGAGGGAGAGUGAGAGAGGGGUUGUGAUAAGGGGAUGGGCGCCUCAGAUUUUGAUGCUGGAGCAUAAGGCUGUUGGUGGGUUUGUGAGUCACUGUGGGUGGAACUCGACAGUGGAGAGUGUAUGUGCUGGUGUCCCGAUGAUCACUUGGCCGCUCUCGGCGGAGCAAUUUUCGAAUGAGAAGCUGAUUACUGAUGUGCUGGGGAUUGGUGUUCAGGUUGGGAGCAAAGAGUGGGCGUCGUGGAAUAUGGAGAGGAAGGAAGUGAUUGGGAGAGAGAAGGUUGAGGCUGCGGUGAGGAAGGUGGUAGGUGGUGGCGACGAGGCGGUGGAGAUGAGGAAGAGGGCCAGAGAUCUUGCGGAGAAGGCAAAGAAAGCUGUUGAAGAAGGUGGGUCAUCAUAUGCAGAAGUGGAUGCUUUGAUUUCAGAGCUCAGGUCACUGAAGAAGAACUGAUCGUCAUGGAAUCUGGGAUUUACAAGAUGUACUCUAUUGGUUGAGACCAUACUGAAUUUAUUUUUAAUGGUUGAAAUUUGUGAUUCAUGGACUACCAUAAAAGAAUGGCCCAUGUCUAUAAACAAGCUCAAAGUAACCUGUUGCUACUAGGAGAGCUCCGAAACAGCGCAAGGACUAAUGCAGAGGAGGGUGUUUGGUUGUGGCUUGAAGCGAAAUUGUGCCAAUCGUACCCGCAAGCAUUUCUACAGGAGGUAUACUGAAAGUUCAAUGUUAUCUCGAGUUCUUGACUCUUUCAAAUCGAUAAAGACAAGCAGCAGGAACGCGUAAUGAUAUUUCCUACCUAAAACCAUAUGAUACAAAUUAAGAGAGGACUAUCACACUAGUAAGAAAAGACGUAGAGACUUAAAACUGCUGCCUUGGGAUGUCUAUAUGUAUGCCUCUCAAGUCCUUGAUUAUCCCAACUCAUUUUCAGUUCUUCUUCACCAAGAUUAUCAUUAUCUGGGAGCCUGUGCUGACUGCAUUGCAG